This is a messenger RNA of Drosophila novamexicana, 1502 nucleotides long. RefSeq names its product inactive non-canonical poly(A) RNA polymerase protein Trf4-2 (gene Trf4-2). Gene Ontology annotation, cellular component: TRAMP complex; nucleolus. Gene Ontology annotation, biological process: RNA 3'-end processing. NCBI's taxonomy places the organism in Eukaryota, Metazoa, Arthropoda, Insecta, Diptera, Drosophilidae. The record is from RefSeq and is a predicted model, not a curated record. The transcript has 2 exons. The coding region runs from base 100 to 1293 and encodes 397 amino acids. Gene Ontology annotation, molecular function: mRNA binding; poly(A) RNA polymerase activity.
CUUGCUAUUCGGUUUGAAGAGAAAUUGAAAAAAAAAAAAACAAAUUACGAAUUGGAAUUGCGAAUCGACGUACUUACAUUGCCAUAGCGAGGCAGCAAGAUGAGCAAAGUCACAGAUCAGCGGGAGCCCUGGCUGAUGCCGAACUUUGAAUAUGGCAGCGGGGUAGCCGCACUCCAUCAGGAGAUCGAGCAUUUUUACAACUACAUCGUAUCGACGCCAACGGAAUAUAUGAUGCGAAUGGAAGCAGUGCACCGUAUCGAGAGGGUUGUCCUCAGCAUUUGGCCGGAGGCCUGCAUUGAAGUCUUUGGGUCCUUUCGCACCGGCCUAAAUCUGCCGAUCUCUGAUAUUGAUAUUGCAGUUAAUAACUUUUACUGGCACGGCGCACCGUUGCUCGAACUGAAAAAUGCGCUGAUGGCGCGAGGCGUUGCCGACAAUGUGAAUGUCCUGGACAAGGCCUCAGUUCCGGUCGUAAAGUUUACGGAACGCAUUUCGGAAAUCAAGUUUGACAUUUCAUUUAAUACGACGACGGGCGUGAAGGCGGCGGAGCUGGUUCAGCGGUUUAUCGAGCAGUUUCCAGAGCUACCCAAGCUGGUCAUAAUUCUAAAGCAAUAUCUAAUGCUGCAAGGCUUAAAUGAGGUAUACAGCUCAGGCGGUAUUUCCUCAUAUGCCGUCACCCUCAUGUGCAUCAGCUUCCUGCAGCAGCAGUCUCUAAGCGAAACGAAGACCUGUAAAAAUGAUAACAAAUUGGGAAAGCUACUACUUAAGUUCCUGGACUUUUAUGGACGCAAGUUUGACUACUUUAAGUAUGGAAUAUCUGUGCGAGGCAGUGGUGGCAGCGUGGAGAAGUGUGUGCUGCAGAGCACCUUCGGCGAUUACAACUGGUUGUCGGUGCUGACGAUUGAAGAUCCCAUCACGCCGACAAAUGACAUAGGACGCAGUUCGUUUGGAGCACUUGAUGUGAAGCAAGGCUUUGAAAUGGCCUUUCUGAAGCUGUCGAAGCUAGUGGACUUGGACUCCUCCAAAAUUAGUGGAUCCAUAUUGGCCAGCAUUGUAAAAGUGCCUCAGUCAGUGAUAAACUACCGAAAUUGGGUGCACUAUAAAUUCCGACAUUUGGUCACCAUCAGCACGCAGCCCAUCAACGGAUUUGAACGGUAUUUUGGCUAUGCCGUCAAAUUGAAGUUUAAUGCCACGACAUUGCAAGAUGAACAGGAGGAAAAUAAAGAGAUUGUUAGCAAUCUUAAUGGCAUGCCUUUGACCCACAAUGGCUGUCAAUACAAAGGCUUGGGAUGUUAGUUUAAGUUAUGCUUAUCCUCAAUUAUCUUUACAUCUCUUUUAAUCUACUACUCGAUUUUACAUUUUACAUUUAUUUUAUACUUAGCUACUAAUUACUACCAUACUUACUAUGAAUUUACCUUGUAUGUACAUAAACGCACAACAGUAGCUUACAAGCGCUACUGAAACUUUAAAAGGUUUUUUUUGGCGCCAAGCUUUGAUAUUCGAUA